Messenger RNA from Cuscuta epithymum, 4282 nucleotides. NCBI's taxonomy places the organism in Eukaryota, Viridiplantae, Streptophyta, Magnoliopsida, Solanales, Convolvulaceae. The record is from the annotation of a GenBank genome assembly.
UUGAUGUCCUACUAUACGAGAUUUUUUACUUUUUGUUUGAAAAUCUUAUAUAACAAAGGAAAUUGAAAUAAAAAUACGAAAGGGUAAAAAAUCUGGGUUUUCAACCAUUGGCAUGUUUUUUAAAAUUGAAAAAUCUCAUUUAAAUUCACCUUCACGUUCGUACACCCCGUCACCGAAGUAUAUCUCUGUUCUUCAAGGUACGCGUCUGAACUCUUGCUUUCUCUGGAACAAAAUUUCGAAAAAUUUCCCAGUCAUUCACUGAUUGACUGCCCAACGUUGCUUGUCUUGAUUUAUUGGAAUUCCAUUCCAAUGUAUUAAAAAAAUUAUUUGUUUUCUCCAUGACUGUGAUCUUCCUUACAAUUGAAGCUAUGGAUAUUUUCAUUUUUGACUAGGAUAGGAAGGACCAGCCUGUGAUUGUCCUCCCCUUUGCUGUUUUCUACUUUUGAUUCUCUUAUUUUUUUUUUGUUUUUUAUUAUCUCAGAUUUGAAAAAGAUGUAUUUGAAGUACCAGACCGGCUUAUAACAGGUGAAACCUGUUCUUAAGAACAAGGGCUCUCAUCAAUUGAGGUCUUAAUAUACCUGGACUUAAGUACACUAGCUCGACCAACAAUUUUAAAAAAGUCCCACAAGAUCACCCUACCUCUUGUGUGCACUAGUUUUAUGUUGAGUUUUAUACUUUUCUGCAUAUAUAUGAAUUACUGAAUUUGUUUAUUCUUUGUAUGAUUUUGUAAUUACAAUUGAAAAAGAAAUUUACUAUUUGUAUGAACUGAUUAACUAUGUGAUUGUCAAUUAGUUUAGUAUUGAUUUAUUGUCAUAAGAAAUUUGCUUCAGUUUAACAACUAGCAAGAACUAAGAAAUUUGUAGGUUUAUUAUUGACUCAGUACCACUUGGGCCAUCACCUCGUUUGUUUAUUUUUCGAACCGAGGCUCUCUUUUCUGUUUGGGACUCACCAACGCUCUGUUUAAAUUUUACUCAUUUAUAAUAAAUUCAGGCAAAUGUUCCCCGACAUUUGCCUGCCCGAAAGGAUGAACCAUCGGGACAAAAAAAAAUUGACUCAGUAAUAUUUUUACAUAAAAAUAAUUAAUUCAUAAAAAUACACACAUCUAAGUAUUGAUUUAUAUAUAUAUAUAUAUAUAUUUAAUCAUUGUUCUAAAACUCCCUAGGUGCUAAUCCGGCGGUUGAGGGGCGCCUAGGCGGCUGAUUAGGCCGAUUUUUUUACUGACUAGGCCUCUACAGUUAGGGCCGACUAGGCCGAUUAAUCGGUCCGACUAGGCCAAUUUUUAGAACAAUGUUUUUAAUAGAUGGAAAACGAUAUAUACUAUAAAUGUGGGUCCCUCUACUUCACUUUUGAAGCAAGGUCUAUCAAAUACAUUAGAAGGUUCUGUGAAGUGCUACAUAAUUCCUAACUCAUGUUUACGGCAGUAGGCCAGUAGCCAGCUAUUAUUAUGAUGGUUGGGUUUACACUUAGUUGAUGUUGCUGACGGCGGCUGCGGCAUUGUUUGUUGUUGGCGGCGUAAGUGGUCAGUUGUAAUGGGUGAUUGCAGUGGGUGCUGUGGUGGGCCGUGGUGAUAGGCCUAGAUCAUACGUAAAUUGCUAGAAUAUAUAAAUAUUUAAGAAUUAGAACAAUUGGUUGGGAUAUGUAUAGUCCACGUGACUUACAUGUUCAGACUUCAGAUGUGCUAUUUGCCGAAGGAAUGAAAUCUUUUUUGAGUAUAUAAUUACGUGCUUAUAAGACCAAACUCAAGUGACAUGAUUGCUCUAACCUCGAUAUGAAUGAUUAUAUAUAAUGAAGAGAUUCUGGAGGUUUAGUCCUGUUCUAAAGAAGAAUGCACCUAUAAUAUGAAGAGUAUAUGCAGAUUUAGUCCUGUUUAAUAUUUGGCAAUUUUAUUUGUUAAUAAUGAUAUCAUAGAGGUGGGGAUGCUCUUUGUUUUGAAACUGUUAUCAGAUCCAAUAACAGUUUUUAACUGCAGGUUCUAUCUUCUCACAUACUCUGUACUAUAUCGUUUAUGGAUCCUCCGUUCAGUGGGUUGCCCGACUCUGUAAAAACAUCACGUCUGGAAGAUGGAUUCUUCUUUUCUAGCAGCUUUCAGCUAUCUGAUGAUACCCCUAACAAUUGCUUUUUAGCUUCUCUGGAUUUCAUGAAUAACCAUUUGACUGCCACACCCCCUUCCAACCUUUUCUCUUCUCUACCUGGAGAGUUAUACUCGCCAAAUGGUGAUGACCCUGUCGCCAAGUACCUCAACCAGAUACUACUGGAGGAAAACAUCAAUGAGAAACCUUGUAUGUUCCAUGAUGCAAUUGCUCUUAAAGAUGCUGAUGAAUCCUUCUCUAAGGACCCUCCCCCUUCUAGCAAUACUUCUGACCCGGCUCAGUGGACUGUUGAUCCUUCUGAAUCAUCUGAGAGCUCAAAUUGUUCUUUAAAUACGAACAAUAUCCAAGUGCUAAAUGCUGAUGACCAUGGACACAUGUUUAGUGACUCGGAGGCUGUACUGCUGUUCAAGAGAGGAAUGGAAGAAGCAAAUAAAUUUCUCCCUGCUGCUAAUAAUUUUUUUACUGACCUCGACAUUUCACUCAAUAAUACUUCUAGAGGAAAGAAGCAUCAGCAUCCGGACGAAAACAGGUUUGAAGAUGAAAGGAGCAGCAAGCAAUCUGCAGUUUAUGUGGAGGAGGAGUUAUCGGAGGCGUUUGAUCAGGUUUUGCUGUCUGAUCCUAAAUUUCCAAGUCGCGUGAAGGAUAGUCAGCCUGAAAUAGUUGGGAAAGGUAUGCCACACUGUGACGGGAAAAGGCGUGCAAGGAUGCAGCAACAACAACAGCAGGAGGAAGAUACAACAACGGAAGCUGUAGAUCUGCAGACUCUUUUAUUGAGCUGUGCACAAUCAGUUGCUAUUAAUGAUCGCAAGUCUGCAAACGAACAACUAAAACAGAUUUGGCUUCACUGCUCACCCAACGGUGAUGCUGACCAGAGGCUAGCAUACUUUUUAGCACGCGGUCUCGAGGUGCGUUUGACCGGCACAGGGACCGAGCUUUAUAGAUCCGGAGCCCCUAAGGGAAUCACUGCUUUUGAUAAGUUAAAAGCAUACCAGGUCUACAUGUCAACAUGCCCUUUCAAGAAGAUUGCAAUAGACUUUGCAAAUAAGAUGAUUUACAUGGCGUCAUCCAAAGCUAAAACACUACACAUCAUAGAUUUCGGCAUUCAUUAUGGUUUCCAGUGGCCCAUCCUUCUCCAACAUCUUUCAAACAGGCCUGGUGGGCCUCCUAAACUUCGCUUUACUGGAAUUGAUUAUCCAAAACCUGGUUUUAGGCCUUCCGAAUUGAUAGAAGAGACUGGACGCCGCCUGGCAAAGUAUUGCGAGCGCUUUGGUGUUCCAUUUGAGUACAAUGCUAUAGCGACUCGGAAUUGGGAGACAAUUAAAAUCAAAGAUUUGAAGCUUGCAAGAAGAGGUGAGGAAAUUGUUGCUGUGAACUGCUCAUUUCGGUUUAAAGACGUUUUUGAUGAGAUUGAGGUGAUGGGGGAGAGUCCUCGUGACGCAGUCCUAAGGCUAAUCCGGAAAGUCAACCCAAGUAUUUUUGUGCAAGCUGUUGUCAAUGGAUCAUACGGUUCUCCAUUUUUUGCUUCUAGGUUCCGUGACGCUCUCUACCACUACUCUUCAUUUUUUGAUAUUUUUGACACUCUAUUACCCCGUGAUGAUCCGCAGAGGCUUCAAUUUGAGGAUGAUCACUUUGGGCGGGAGGCGUUGAAUGUGAUUGGAUGUGAGGGCACAGAGAGGGUUGUGAGGCCUGAGACAUACAAGCAGUGGCAGUGGAGGAACAGUAGAGCUGGGUUUAAGCUUCUUCCCUUGAACCCGGGACUGAUGGCUGAGUUGAAAAAAAAGUUGAAGGCUGGUUACCACAAACAGUUUCUUCUUGAUGAAGAUGGUGACUGGAUGGUACAGGGGUGGAAGGGGCGGGUUCUGUGUGCUAGCUCAUGUUGGGUGCCUGCAAAAUAGAGUGACGCACGGCGGCACCAUAGGUCAGCGUCCUUGCCUAGGGUGGGGGGUUUGGAUGUAUUGCUCAAAUCAUCACUAGUUCACAAAAUAGCAACAUAAUCACAUUCCCCUUCCUUCUCGCAAAGGUCUUGGACCAGAUGAGGUACAGAUCCUACAUGUGUCGUAAACCGUCAGAGUAUGUCAUAUGUACUUGAAUAUUUUAUGUUUAUCCAUUAAUGAAGUUCUGGAUUGUUUUUCCAGUAUUUUUAGUUUCGUUUAAUUUUAUUUGGUCCCGAAUUAAUAUACUAGUAGCUAAUA